AAAAGAGAGAGAGAGGGAGGGAGAGAAAGAGAGGAGAGAGACCCUGGGGUGGGCUGCUGUGCUGCAAGCGGCGGGCAACACCGAGCCAUGGAGGGCGAUGUGCGUGUUCGUGCAGUGGUGAUGACACGUGAUGACUCCAGUGGCGGUUGGGUGCCCCUUGGAGGUGGCGGCCUCAGUCAUGUGGUCAUAUGUAAGGGGCGGAGCCACGAAGGCAGGGGACGGAGGGAGUACAUCAUACGUGGGGAGCGGCUACGAGAUCGAGCGCCGGUGUUGGAGUGUGCAGUGCAGAGGGGGUUAGUGUACAAUAAGGUGAACCCCAUCUUCCAUCACUGGCGAGUAGAGGAUCGAAAGUUUGGCCUUACAUUCCAGAGUCCUGCUGACGCCAUCUCCUUUGAGAAGGGGCUGCAGACUGUCAUCGACAAGCUCGACAGAGGCUCUGACUCUCCCUCAUCCUCCACGCCAGAAGAGGCCGACACUGAGGACGACGGACAAGCUUCCCAUACAGGAAGUGAGUCGUCGUCCAACAGCAGAAAGGAGAUGCUUCCCAAGCCCAUCACCAUAGUAACGAGUGAGUCGUCGUCGACCUGCUUCGUGAGAUCGGAGGAGUUUAGUUUUGGAUCCAGCCAUGCUGUAACCACUCAGACACCUGCUCAGAUCCACACGAGGCCGGGACAGCACCAGCUCCCUCAAAUGACGGCUGUGUUGAAUCCCCCGGUGCCCCCACCCCCACCUCCUGCUCCACCUACUCCUCCUGUGGGUCCCCCAGCCUCCUCGCCUCUGUCCCCCCUCUCACCUACAAUUUCUCUGCUGGAAGAGGGGGACCUUCGGAGCGUGGACCCUUGCAAAGACCUGUGGGGUUCUAGAGGUUAUGAGGAUUACCGACGGGCAGGGGCCACCAGGACUAUGGUCGGGGGACUGACUGGGGGCGUGGUCGUCGGUAGCGGAGGGAGCCACCAGGACAAGUCAGAAUUGUGUGUGGUUCGCUUUGAGAAGGAGUUGACAGGUGUGGGGACGGCGGGCUGCGACGUGACAGUGAGCUUGGACAGUAAAGCUUCCCAGCGACUGUCCUCGUCGUCGCCCACCUGCAUGUCCAUGCCCAACGCUGUGUCAGGCGUGUCCUCAGGUGCCGGCUCGCCCCAGGAGACGGGCAAAGGCUCGCCCUCCCCGUGCUGCAUCCACACCUCCGUGGCCACGCCCCGCUCACGGACUCGUAAGAGAGGAGGAGGAGGAGGAGGGGCCAGCAGCAGCAGCGGUGACCAAGGCGUGAUCUCCCCCGACGAUGACAGCCCGUGUCCUCAGGCCUCUUCGUCAUGCUCGUCUCGCUGUGUGUACUGCCGCUCUGUUUUCAGCGCUUCAGAAAAUGGGCGGGGCCGCUGCAGAGACGCCCCGGACCCGGCCCUGCACUGCCUGCGCCAGUGGACCUGUGUGUGGUGUGCAGAGAGUCUGCUCUACCACUGCAUGUCGGACUCUGAGGGAGAGUUCUGGGAGCCUUGCUCAUGUGAUGACUCGAUGGGGGGCCACCCACACCCCCUCUGCUGUGCCCGCUGGUUGGCCCUCCUGGCCCUGUCGCUCUUCGUGCCCUGCAUGUGCUGCUACCUGCCUUUGCGCGCCUGCCUGCGGUGUGGGGAGAGGUGUGGCUGCUGCGGGGGAAAGCACAAGGCGGUCCGAUGAGGCCAGGCUUGGGGGUGGGAGGGGUUCCCUGGACUAAGGGGGUUUGGGUAAAAGGAGAGAGCAUCUGUAGUGAUGCAGGAGGUGGAGCCUAAAAAGUGGGACGGUGCUCUCAGUAGACCCAGACCUCUCACAUGUUCCCUCCAAAGCCCCUGGGCCUUCCACUGCAUUCCACUCUUUCUCUUUUCAACCUGGGGCCUUCCUCACUGGUCCAUACCUGCUGACGGUGCGCUGCACUCAGACCAGGCUCUGUGGGAGUCAUCUGGAGCCUUAGAAUUAGCAGUCAGAGACUUAACGACAGGAAGAGUGGCAGGAGCAAAGAUGAUGUGUACACUGUUUCAAAUGUCCGACUUUUUUUUUUUAA
This is a messenger RNA of Solea senegalensis (Senegalese sole), 2032 nucleotides long. It is a transcript of the gene spred3, whose product is annotated as sprouty related EVH1 domain containing 3. NCBI's taxonomy places the organism in Eukaryota, Metazoa, Chordata, Actinopteri, Pleuronectiformes, Soleidae. Gene Ontology annotation, molecular function: protein kinase binding. The record is from RefSeq and is a predicted model, not a curated record. Gene Ontology annotation, cellular component: membrane. The transcript has 6 exons. Bases 88 to 1671 code for a protein of 527 amino acids. Gene Ontology annotation, biological process: negative regulation of MAPK cascade; multicellular organism development.